GCCAUCUUGAAAUAACAGCAUCACCUUUAUCAAGUGACCAAAAUACCUAUGGACCCCAAGUAUAGUGCCCAAGACAUCCUUAUCUGUGACCUGUGUCAAAGAGCUGCAUUACAGAGUCAUUGUGAACUUUGUCAUGUAAAUCUUUGCAUUAACUGUGUUGGAAAACAUCUUUCUGACUCAUCAAAAAGACACAAUGUUGUACCAUACAAACAAAGAACUUCUGUCCCUAACUACCCAAAGUGUCCAAAUCAUACCCAGAAACAUUGUGAACUUUACUGUGAGAAAUGUGACCUUCAUGUGUGUUCGACCUGUCUUUCUUCAGGUAAUCAUAAAGGACAUGAUUUAUCAGAUGCUCUGCAAAGACUAAGGAUCAAACUUAAAGAUUUACAAAAAGACUUGAAAGAACUAGAGAAAAAAAUCUACCCAACAUAUGAAGAAAUUGCAUCAGGUUUAAACUAUGAAAAAGAAAACAUAGACAAACAUUACGAGAAAUUGACAACAGCUGUCACCAAACAAGGAGAAGAAUUGCACAGAGAAAUUAACAUCAUUGAAAACAAUCUAAAAUCUGAAAUUGAAGAGAUGAAAACUAAACAUCUGGCUGCUCUUCAUGAACAGGAAAAACAAAUGAAUAUGAUAACGUCUGAUGUAAAACAGAGCAUUCUUGAUCUGAAGAAAAUAUUGGAUUCCAAUGACAUUUCCAUAACAUCUGAAUACACAUCAAGAAAUGCUGAAUUCAGAUGUCUGCCUCCUAAAAUGAAAGUUUCAAUAUCAAGUUUCUCUCCUCAUCAGAUCAAUACAGAACAACUCCAUCAAAUGUUUGGUUCUCUGUCAGCAUUAUCCAUUACAACAGAAAAACAUGGCUACACAAUGGAGACACCAGAAGCUGUAUCAUGUUCUCCAGUCAAAUUACUUCUUGAUGAACCGGAAAUCAUUACCACCAUAGACAUUGAAUAUGAUUAUCUUUACAGUGUUACCUGUCUCAGUGAGGAAGAAAUGUGGACAUGUGGGAAGGACAGAAUCAUGAAACUCUACAAUCUCCAGGGUAAACUUCUGAAGUCAAUCCAAACCAAGUCUGGGAACCUGCCACGUGAUAUAGCAGUGUCAAAGAAUGGAGAUUUAGUUUAUACUGACCCUGAUGCAAAAACUGUAAACAAAGUGAAAAAUAAAAAAAUAAAGGAAGUGAUCAGAGUACAGGGAUGGAUACCUUACUAUGUCUGUAGCACCUCCUCUGGAGACCUCCUGGUUACCAUGAAUAGUGAUGAUGGAGAACAAUCAAAAGUUGUUCGAUACACUGGGUCCACAGAGAAACAAACCAUUCAGUUUGAUAAUAAAGGUGAACCUAUGUAUGCAUCUGGUUAUUAUAAAUACGUAUGUGAAAACAGGAACCUGGAUAUCUGUGUGGCUGACUGGGGAGCCUAUGCAGUGGUGGUUGUUAAUCGGUCAGGAAAAUUCCGAUUUAAAUACACUGGGCGUCCUUCCUCUACAGCGAAAGAAUCAUUUUAUCCAUACAGCAUCACCACAGACAGCCAGAGUCAGAUCCUGACAGCAGACUGUGCGGACCAUUGUGUCCACAUCCUAGAUCAGGAUGGAGAGUUCCUGCGUUACAUUGAUAACUGUUAUCUACAGUAUCCAUGGGAUUUAUGUGUAGACACCAGAGACAACCUCUUUGUUGCUGAAUGUUACCGUCAUAAAUUGAAAAAAAUCAAAUACAUGAAGGAUACACAAUAAUCAUGCAACGAAAUCGU
This is a messenger RNA of Saccostrea echinata, 1745 nucleotides long. RefSeq names its product E3 ubiquitin-protein ligase TRIM36-like. The record is from RefSeq and is a predicted model, not a curated record. The transcript has 2 exons. Gene Ontology annotation, molecular function: zinc ion binding; protein binding. Lineage: Eukaryota; Metazoa; Mollusca; Bivalvia; Ostreida; Ostreidae. The coding region runs from base 49 to 1728 and encodes 559 amino acids.